Molecule: messenger RNA, 2057 nt
Organism: Trematomus bernacchii (emerald rockcod)
Lineage: Eukaryota; Metazoa; Chordata; Actinopteri; Perciformes; Nototheniidae
Gene: crabp2b
Product: cellular retinoic acid binding protein 2, b
Exons: 4
Coding region: 912-1343 (143 amino acids)
Biological process (GO): fatty acid transport
Cellular component (GO): nucleus; cytosol
Molecular function (GO): fatty acid binding
Source: RefSeq, a predicted model, not a curated record
AAUUCUAGCGAUCUCGAGCCGGUUUCUCAAACUUACCUACCCUACCUUUAACAAUGCGUGGAUGUCCUGAAAAUACCAAUUUUAAUGUGAAUUGUAAUUUGAGAGUAAUAGAGGAGGGAUCCGUUUCACCUCAAUGAGAAUGUAAACAGUGGCUUAGGUCUCUGUUUGUUUACAAACUUAACAUUUAGACCUGAGAUGUAACUCAAUUCAGAUAAAGCAGUAGUGUUGGGAAAUGAGCGUGUACUCUACAAUUAGCCAACAAUGAAUAAACUAGACUGAUGUGUCUCUCUUAAAAGUUUUAAUUCAGAAAAGAUGCUGAUGGUACCUUCCUGGAUAGAUGCCUCCAGCUGUAACUCUUAUCUUUUUGCUCUUUCAUUACCAGCUUUGCAACCCCCCAUUCUGAAAAAAUAAAUUAACCCUGAUAUCUGAUUUCACAUUCCAGAUCUGAUAUCUUAACACAUGUCUUAAGAUGAGAGUGAAAAGUGUCAUCGUUUUGUAUUGAAUUGCCAAGUUAUUUAGGUUGUAUUACCUCUUAUUUCUCAAAUCACUGGGACAAUUCACUUGGCAUCAACCUGAGAAAAAAAUCAAUUAACACUUAAUGUCGGAGCCUGGCUGCUCAUCAACAUCAAAGGACUUACUGGAAGUGCAUUUUCCAGCAUGGUAUCAAAAUCUUUCACCAUGCUGACAGGAGUGGAGGGUAGUCAGGACCAGGGGGAAAGUCCCUCCCUGUCCCCGGCCUCUGCAUUGGCUGGACCAGCAUCAGAUCCAGGAGAGCUGUCAGCCAAUCAGUGCAGCGCAGAUGCAGACAGCGGAGACUGCUCUACUACCCGGUUAACCGAGGGGACAGACAGACACACAGACAGAGAACCGGAGAGUCUGCAGACACUAUCGACGUCCAAUCUGCAAACAUAAUGGAAACGGAGAAGAAAACAGAUUUCUCAGGAAAAUGGAAAAUGAAGACUUCACAACAUUUUGAAGAACUUUUGAAAGCUCUGGGUGUGAAUAUGCUCCUGAGGAAGAUUGCGGUGACAGCGGCCUCCAGCCCGGCAGUGGAAAUCACCCAGCAGGAUGACAGUCUGUCCAUCAAGACUUCCACCAGCGUCCGCACCACCCACGUCUCCUUCACCGUGGGCCAGUCCUUCAAUGAGGCCACAGUGGAUGGACGUCCCUGCACGAGUUUGCCUAAGUGGGAAACAGACAGCAAAAUAAGCUGUGAGCAGACUUUACAGAAAGGCGAUGGGCCCAAGACAUCGUGGACUCGAGAGGUAACCAACGAUGGAGAACUGAUACUGACAAUGACUGCAGGGGAUGUUGUCUGCACCAGAGUUUAUGAGAGGGAAUGAGGAAAUAUUUUCAAGACCGACAUGCAAUACUCCUGUUUUGUGCCUCAUGCAUGGUUUACAUUUACUCGCCUUGUUUUCUCCUUCAUUCUCUCAGCCAGUCUUAUGUUGAUCUCAAACAGUGCACUGUGUAGAAAAGGCUUCAGUUUACAUGAAUGUAUGUUGGCACAGUAGUUGCUUUUAUAACCCCUACAGCUGAACUGUUUCUGUAUCUUAUAUAAACGUCACACAUUCCUUUUCUGAAACUGUGUUUAAAUCCUUUUCAACAUGUUAAUAAACUGUUUUAUAGAUUCCUUUUCAAACACUCGUUCUUUAUGUCGCCUCCUCCCAUUCCCUUGUCGUCCAUCUGCAUAUCACUUUACAUCAUUGUCUGCCAUUCAUACUCUCCAGAUAAUCCCCACCCUUUCCCCCUCCAUCUUUCCAUUCCCAGUCCAGUACCUUGUCCUCUGUGUGCUCUUAUGUCAUCAUAGCUCACUACAGUAUGUAUUCAAUUAGACUAAAAACUCCCUUACACAAUUUACAUUUUGUAAACUUUGCUUUGAGGGACAUUUGGCUAAGACCAGAAGGAAACAGGGAGUGGGAAGGAAAAUGAGAGUUGGAAAGAGAAAGAUGUCAUGAGAAAGUUAUUUCAAAGCAUUCAGAGAGGUUAUGCUUUCUAUUUUCCCCUCUCCAGCUGUACCUACUUACAGAAUGAGCUCAAUAAAAAAAUCCCCCACU